Molecule: messenger RNA, 741 nt
Organism: Phaedon cochleariae (mustard beetle)
Lineage: Eukaryota; Metazoa; Arthropoda; Insecta; Coleoptera; Chrysomelidae
Source: the annotation of a GenBank genome assembly
AUGGGAGAUAAAACAAUCGAAUCGCUGUUUGCGAGAAUAGACCAACUGGAAGCGAAUUUGGAUAAAAAGGUUGAGAAGGCCCAGUCAACAAUAGAUAGCUUGAUUAGUGAAAUUCAACAUUCUAAUAAAAAAAUCCAAGAGCUCGAACAGGAAAAUAGUAUCUUGAAGAUAAAAGUUAAUCGCCUGGAGCAGAAAGGAAGGAAAAAUAACAUAAUAGUUUCUGGUUUGAAACAAGAAGAAGGAACAGAAAAUAAUCUAUCCAAAUUACAACAAGUUUUAGAAGUGAACAUCGAGAAAGGAGACUUGAAUGAUAUUUAUUAUUUAGGUGGAAAGGAAGAUAAAUCAAAGCUCCUGAAAAUUGAGUUCAACUGCUAUUGGAAGAAACAAGAAAUACUGAGAAAUUGUUACAAAUUGAAAAAUCAAGGAAUCUUCAUCAAUCAAGACUUGACAAAAGAAGAACAAGAAGUACACAAAAAGCUUAGGAUACAUUUAAAUAAAGCCAAAUCUCAAGGAAGGAAAGCAACUAUUAGAAAUAGUUUGUUGAUAGUGGAUAGUGUUGUAUAUACAUAUCAACAAUUAAGUGCAGAUCCUGAAUUUUCAUUCUCCAACCAACAACAAGAAAAUAACAGCACAAAUUCGUUUUUACCUGAGACUCAAGAAGAAGGAAGUUCAUCAUCAAAGCGUAACGGAAACUCACCAAAUCCUAGUGAUCAGCGGAAGAAACGGCCAAAAAGGCACUGA